CUGGCGGGAAGAUCAAAUUGAAUGGGGCUCGGCAAGUAUGCAUUGCCUUGAUUUCCUUGAUAAUUGAAUACUUGGAGAAUAAUCAAUGACAUUGGGUUUAAUAAGUGUUUGGCUUGUACUUAUUUUUUGCCAUUUUGUUGCCGCGGAUGAGUCGAACUUGGGUCACUUAAGAGAACUUGGCGAUGAUCGAGGCAAAAAGUGUCGCGGACAUCCUCUAGGGAUGGAAAACUUUGACAUCUCAGAUGACCAGAUUACAGCAUCAAGUGAACGCGACUCGGAAUCUAUUGCCGCAAAUGCCAGGCCACACCUUGGGCUAGCAUGGGUGGCCGCCGUGGCUGAUUCGGAACAGUACCUGCAGAUAGACCUCAGUGAAAUUACAAUUGUCACAGGUAUUGCUACCUACGGGCAUCCACAUGAAAAUCGUAGAGUCACCCAAUAUAUUUUGCUAUCUGGAUUUUCUGAAGAUCAUCUCAAAUUUUAUGGCGGAAUUGAGGAGAAACUUUUGGCCAACUUAUUUGAUAGUAAAAGACAUUUCCAACCCUUAGUCCAUGUCCGGACAAGACUUGUGCGGGUGUGCCCUGUCAGUUGGCUUGGCGGUAUUGCUAUGUGCAUAGAGCUGUUUGGUUGCUAUUCAGAAUGCAUGUUUCCUCUUGGUGUGUCCAGCCCGAAAAUGCCUAACAAGAACAUUCAAGCUUCUUCAUUUGAGAGCCACUUCUCCAGGCCAGAGUAUGGCCGGCUGCAUACAGAGUCGGGGUUAGGAGCAUGGUGUGCAGGUGUGCAGGAUACAAGGCAGUACUUGCAGAUAGAUUUAAACAGGGUGAUGGUUGUCAUGGGUGUAGGAAUACAGGGCCGGAGUCAGGCAGAGAACUGGGUGACAGCCUUCCGUGUUAGCUUUAGCCAGGAUUGGAAGCUAUGGAGAUAUCAUAUUAAAGAUGGAGAGAGGGUGCUUUUCAGAGGAAACUCGGAUGGCGUCACCGUGUCAUUUCAAUAUUUCCAUGAGGGAUUUCUUGCUCGUGGGGUACGCAUCCACCCCGCCUACUGGAAAAACCGGAUAUGCAUGAGAGUGGAGCUCUUUGGCUGCGAAAGAAGGUUCGAAGAGACCGACCUGAGUCGAGUGUGUCUGAAUGAUGAAGGGGUUGAGGCCUGCCUGUGCCGAGAGGGGUUCCACGGUGCCUCUUGUGUAGAUAUCGACGAGUGCGAGAUCGCGGGACCUAUCAUCUGCCCUGAAAAUACAAACUGCGUCAACACACACGGCUCAUACGAGUGUACGUGCUUGGGUCCAUUCUCUCCUUGGUUCGGCGAUAAGUGUAGAGAUAGAAACGAGUGCGCCUAUAAGAACUGCGGCGUUGGCGCGACGUGCCUGAAUGCCCUUGGAUCGUACACAUGCCAGUGUGAACCGGGCUUUAGACUGGAUCGCACCUUGGGCUUAUCUGGAGUGUGUGUAGAUAUGGACGAGUGCCUGGUUCCCGGUAGCUGCCCGGAGCAUUCUGUGUGCACUAAUCAUGUCAAAGUGUUCACGUGCGAGUGCGAGAGCGGAUACCUUAUGGACGACUUGAAAGCCCACUGCAUUGAUGUGGAUGAGUGUGCGCUUGGGGCCACAUGUCCAAGCGGCACAAACUGUGUGAAUACUCAAGGCUCGUUUUAUUGUGACUGUGGACACGGCUACCAUGCCGUGAACGGAACUUGUCAAGACUUGGAUGAGUGCGCGACUGGUGUUUAUCAGUGCGACCAACACGCCUUUUGCUUCAAUACCAUCGGCAGCUACAUGUGUCUGUGUAAACCGGGCUUUAUCAAUAACGAAAAUGCCUGCUUAGACAGGAAUGAAUGCUUGGAGGGGGAGAAUGAUUGUGACGAGAAUGCGUACUGUGAUAACACGUCUGGCUCUUACGAGUGCUACUGUAAGGAGGGCUAUGUUGGCGAUGGCAGUAUUGGGAACUGUGUACGGAAGUAGCAAAGAAAGCGUAAACCGUAAAGACGUCUCUCUAAAAAGUGUAGUGACCUGUUCCGAAAGUAUAGGUUUGUAGUUAAUAAAUGCCGGCAUAACUCGUUUUCUAUGAAGUGCCCAUAUAGCCUUUAUUGUUCAGUAAUCCUGGAAGAGGUUCUACAUAUGACAUUCAGUAGGACGAAUAGAGAGAAGGAGACCUGUUUGGAUAAACCUUAAGAAUCUGUUAGGAUGAACCUAAAGGACCUGUUUGGAUGAACCUGCUUUGCUCGAACAUCGUCUGCGAAAGUCUUUGAACCUGCUUUCGUCAGAAUAUUCAAGUCUCAACCUCUUUCGCUGAGAUUUGAGCGGAUUUGGUUGGGCAUGGGCAUCAAGGCUAUCGACGAACAAACGAGAACGACGAAUGUUGAAAUCCGUAUAAAAAAUGUAUUUUCGCUCGCUGCAUUCUCCCCCCGCUGUGUUCAUUUGGUGCGCAUGAUCACGUCCUUCGUCUGCGAAAGUCUUUGAACCUGCUUUCGUCAGAAUAUUCAAGUCUCAACCUCUUUCGCUAAGAUUUGAGCGGAUUUGGUUGGGCACGGGCAUCAAGGCUAUCGACGAACAAACGAGAACGACGAAUGUUGAAAUCCGUAUGAAAAAUGUAUUUUCGCUCGCCGCAUUCUCCCCCCGCUGUGUUCCUUUGGUGCGCAUGAUCACGUCCUGGGGACUUUAAUCUCUUGCCACUGUCGGCAUCCAUGGUUCCAAUGACUUCACUCC
Nematostella vectensis (starlet sea anemone) is the source of this 2695-nucleotide messenger RNA. Its product is annotated as lactadherin. Lineage: Eukaryota; Metazoa; Cnidaria; Anthozoa; Actiniaria; Edwardsiidae. The transcript is spliced from 14 exons. The coding region runs from base 86 to 1951 and encodes 621 amino acids. Gene Ontology annotation, molecular function: calcium ion binding. The record is from RefSeq and is a predicted model, not a curated record.